AUGCACCCGGAAUGGAAGGAGUGUGCGGAAUGCCUCUCACCAGAGGGCCGCUGGAGCACCCACGUGUCCACCGACAAGCCGAUCUACCGCCAGGGUGACACCUUCCACAUCCGCGCAGUCGUGCUGCACCCCAUCACGGGGGAGCCGGUGUCAGACGAGAAUCCGCAGAACCGCGCCUACGACAUGAACGGCACCAUACAGGUCAUAUCGCCAAAGGAAAGCGUGGAGGCGACUAUGUACAUUGACGGCCCCAUGGAAAGCGUGAUGUAUAAUAAAUGGAGUGUCCCCGAAGGUCUGUCGGGGGGUGAAUACACUCUUCGAUACACGCCGCGCGGCUACAGCGGUAUGGGUCGGAACAGCCCCCCAGCAGAGCGCAGAUUUCAGAUCCGCGCUUUCCGGAGCCCCAAGCUGAACGUGAGGGUGGAAUUUCUGGGAAGGGGGUACGGCCCCGGGGAUGAGGUCAGGGCGAAGGUCUCAGUAACCCGCGCCGAAGGCGGCGCGCCCCCGGCCGCGACUCCCGUGACGCUCUCCGCGCGCGUCGACGGUGCCCCGGUUCACACUUCCCCGGCGGCCCUCGACGAUUCGGGGGUAUGCUACGUCACCUUUUCGCUCCCCCCCGAAAUGAAAGAGGGCCUGGGCGCGCUGAACGCGCUCGUAUCCGACGGGGGAACCGUCGAGAGCGGCAGCAAAACGAUCCCGAUCGUGCUGCAGACUGUGAACUUGGAGUUCUUCCCCGAAGGCGGGGUGCUGGUUCCAGGUCUCGAGAACCGGGUCUACUUCGAAGCGCGCGACCCAACAGAGGAGCCCGUCGACAUCGCUGGAGAGGUGUGGGCGGUCGGUGGGAAUGCGCCCCUUGCCACCUUUGCCGCAGUCCACGAAGGCUGUGGAAAUUUCGUAUUCACACCGAUCGCCGGUCAGGCGUACGAGGCCCGCAUUACCAAACCGGGCAACAUCAAGAAACCGGUGCCGUUGCCAGCGGUAGAGGAAGCGAUCGCGGACGGGCUGCCACGUGUCGUUCUGCGAGUGGACGGUUUAGCCGAUGCGGAGAUGGCCGAGGUGGAGAAACCUCCAAACCCCGAGGAGUUUGCGGUCGACGUCACCGUCGCGAGCGCGGCCGCGGCGCUCUUUCGGGUCGUUCUGUACAAGCGCGAGGUCGCCCUCGACAGCAAGGACGCGGUGAUCCUCUCCCCGGGGGGGUCCAAGAAGCUGUCGCUGCACCCCCCAGGACCGGAAUACGCGGGCGUCCUGCGGGUGACCGUCUUCGCAGAGGACGGCGACGAUUGGACGCCCGUCGCGGAGCGGCUCCUUUACCGCGUGCCAGAGAAAAAUCUCCACGUGGCAGUCUCUGGUGGCUCCAGCGCGAGCGGCGGGGGGGACUGCGUCCCUGGGGAAAAGGCCCGGGUGGAGGUGGCGGUAACGGAUGCGGCAACGGGGGAGCCGGUUACCGGGGCCGUGGUGGGGUUAAGCGUGGUGGACAACAGUAACCUGGAGCAGGUGGAGCCGCGCAGGCGGCCGCCGCGCCUGCCCGCGAUGGCGCUGCUCGAGGACGAGGUGGCGCACCUGGAUGACUCCGGCGCGUACAUCGACGGCUCGGAUCUUCCCGGCGGCUCAGACCCGUCCCUGGCCGUCGAUCUUCUGCUGGGCACCCAAGGCUGGCGCCGCUUCCUGUACCGUGACCCCCUGGAAAAGCUGCUCGAAAACGGUAUCGAAGACCAAGGCCAAAAGGCGAAGGCGCAGCGCGCGGCCGGCGUGCGCGUCAACAAGGAUCCGUACGGUCACUCGUACUACCAGGGGAUGGCCCCGGGCGCAGCUUUUGGCGCGAGCGCGGGCGCGGUCGGAGGAGCAACGGAGGACGAGGAAGAUGAAGACAUGGGGUUCAGCUUGUACGAUGCUGAUGAGUCAGCACGGCCGGCCGGUCUUUUGGGCGCCGUCUUGGGCCGUCGCACGCCGACUCCAGCAGCAGGCUCGACCGGUCCCUCGCCCGGUGACGCUCCCCCGGUCACAUCCCCCGAUGAGCAGAACUUGCCGGAGUGGGCGGGGAAUGUCCCCGAGCAAUCUGAGGAAGGGGCUCAGGCAGCAAAGGAUGAGGGCGACCUGGAGUUUCCAUUUGCUGAUCUGGACGCUGACGUGGAUCUCGAUGAGGAGGACGAAGCUGACGUGGAAGCGGAGCGCGCGAAGAAGCAACAGCGGAUUCGCGCUUCCGUCAGAGUCUUUGCUCACGAGCGACAAUCCACAAAGAAGCUGCACCAAGCAUACCUGAGGAGCAUCCGCCGGUCUGACUUCACGGAGACGGUCUACUUCGCCGCAUCCCUAGUUACCGACGCGCGCGGCCGCGCGGCCGCGGAGUUCGACCUGAGCGACUCCAUUACGUCCUUCGCCGUCAUCGCCGACGCCCACAAAGCCGUCGAAUUCCAAACCGAGGGCGAAACCAUUACCACCACCGUUACCAGGAACGGCACGACCGUUAAGGCGACCGCGAAGGGAUCCUCCCGGACCGUCCGCACGUCGGCGCUCGGCGCGUCGAACGGGGUCUUCAAGAUCCGGUCGGUGAAGCCGUGGAUGCCAAGUGCCCCCUGGAGCUCACGACGACCGACCGGGUGCUCCUACCGGUCACUCUGA
This is a messenger RNA of Klebsormidium nitens, 2619 nucleotides long. The record is from the annotation of a GenBank genome assembly. Lineage: Eukaryota; Viridiplantae; Streptophyta; Klebsormidiophyceae; Klebsormidiales; Klebsormidiaceae.